Fusarium odoratissimum NRRL 54006 is the source of this 210-nucleotide messenger RNA. RefSeq lists its product as uncharacterized. Bases 1 to 210 code for a protein of 69 amino acids. The record is from RefSeq and is a predicted model, not a curated record. Lineage: Eukaryota; Fungi; Ascomycota; Sordariomycetes; Hypocreales; Nectriaceae. The transcript has a single exon.
AUGAAAUUCUACGAUGCACAAGCCCUCAACCCCUGUGUUGUCUGUCUGUUCGUUCUUCAGCGCGGCGGGCUUGACCUCGAUGUCCAAAGCAUUGAUACUAUGAAUAUGGAGAAUCGGCGUCUCGCAUACCGUAGGGACGUCAACCCUUGGGGUGAACCACCGGCCCUGGAUAUCGAUGUAACUGUCAACCGAUUGCCGACACUCGCAUGA